Molecule: messenger RNA, 2004 nt
Organism: Styela clava
Lineage: Eukaryota; Metazoa; Chordata; Ascidiacea; Stolidobranchia; Styelidae
Biological process (GO): microtubule bundle formation; microtubule polymerization; positive regulation of protein polymerization
Cellular component (GO): microtubule
Molecular function (GO): tubulin binding
Source: RefSeq, a predicted model, not a curated record
GACUACAUUGUAAUGGGGACUUAUAACUCUUUGCGGGAGAUCUCAAAUUCAGAAUGAUAAGGUCAAGGCCUAAAUUUUUACAGCUAUUGCGAAACUCAGGUUUUAGCCUAACUUUCAAGUUAAGCCAGGGAACGUACAGACUACAUUGUGAUUGAGGCAAUGCGUCUUUAUGUUGUUUGAUCGAGUAGGUUUCGUUAAAAUGAUGAUAUAGAUUAAUUACUGCUUGUAAUAUAUAAACCUAAAUUUACCACCAUGGGAAGCUGUUGCUCGUCUAAUCGUGCUGCAACCGUGGGUGUUGAUCCCAUUCAUAAGGCAAAAGAUCGGAACAACAUUACAGAAAAUACAGGGAUAUCAAACGGGACCACAGACCCUUUAAAACAAAACAAGGACAGCGGCAAUAUCAAGCAAAAUCCGAGUUUUACAAUAACUCCGAAAUACACACAGGGAGUUAACGCUCCAAUUGCGGCACCCACGCAUGGAAGGUCUGGCAGUUCAGAUACCAAAACAUCCUCAGCGAUAUUCCCAACGUCAGGUGGAUAUAAAAACACUGAUUCACGUCAACAACAUACAAAUGAAUUAUUAUCACCAAAUAAAUCAGACGAUAUCACAUUAUCAACGCCGUAUAACAAUACUGACCACUUGAGGGCAUCACCCUAUUUGUCGAGUCUAAGUAACAGGAAACAAUACAAUACAGCAAACACAGAUGCGAAUCGAUUUACGGGUUUCGAUGCACCCGUAGCAAAUACGGAUUCUGAAAACGAUUUCGAUUCUGACAUUGAAAAAGAUGUAAAAGUAUCGCACCAAGGUGAAGUACGGAGUCCAUCAAACGUUAGUUUAUCUUCUUUACUUGAGGAAGAAAGUGGCAACGUGCCAAAUCCAGCUAAUGUAAGGACUGCCGGAACAUCUGAAAUUCUGGACUCGAGACCAAAUCAACAAAAUGUAAGAACAAAUGGCGAAACUCAAUCUGAACAAUUAAUAAUAAAUAGUCAAAGCACAGAAAACAAAGAUCCCGUGGAUGUCGUUGAAUACACUGUGAAGAUGGCAACUUUAUCAAUGACUACACCAAGAAUCGAAACCAGUGGUUCGCCUAAGAGUAAAAGAAAAUCACCUACACCAUCACGGAGUGGAAGUCCGAGGCCUCGUUCGGAACCUGAUCCUAUCAUGGAAACGUUAGAAGAUGCAUUCUUCAGAUUUGCUCGUUACGGUGAAGUAAACAGUGAAGGACGUGAGAUGAACAACAAAAAUUGGGCAAAAUUAUGUCGAGAUUGUGAUUUUGUUGAUAACAGAACUAUAUUGACUGGAGACGUAGAUGUCAUAUUUUCGAGACACAAACCCAAAGGCCAAAGACUGAUUGACUUCGAUAUGUUUGUAAAAUGCUUGGAAGAAAUUGCAGAUCGAAAAUAUAAAGCGAUAACAGAUGACAAAAAUCGCAGAAGGAAAGUGUUUGAAAACGUAAUUGGAAAAGCCCCAGAAUAUGUUGGAAUAACAGGUAUUUCAAAAACCGGAAACGUGGGACGAAUGACAGAUCACUCACUUUACCCAGCUGGACAUAAAAUGAGAUUCGAUGAGGAGGGUCGAGGAUUAGGAGUUGAAGACUUGCAGUCCUAUGAUCCAACCGAACACGGAUAUGUACAAGGAUACAAAGAUAAAGAUACGUAUGAUCUCAAGCUAUCGCGACCUUCAUCAAGAAGUAGUCUUCGGCCGGUUUCACGAGAAGCUUCGAAUUUAUCCCAACGAUCAAACUCCAGACUCAGCCCUCAAAGCAGAAGAAGAAAUUUAGACUCUCAUUGAAAAUAUGACAGAAGUUUUACUUAAUGUGUAUUCUGAAAAUUAGCUGACCCUGGUAGUUUAAAACCAAGCAACCUGUACCACGGUUUCAAACUCAGAUUCUAAAUUUCAAACUUGUUUUUAUGGCGGUAAUUACAACCUUCACCUAACAUAGAAUAAGAUUUGCUGCUGCCAAAAUUCAAGUUCAUGUUUAAAUUUUGUUAAGUGGAUAGAGAU